AUGAGAGCUUUACUAGCCUCACAAGGUAUCUGCAAUUUCCACAACAUUCUCAGCGUUGAGCUAGUUCGCCAGGCUGUUCCCGUAUUUGGAUACAUGUACUUCCCUCCAACUAGCGAGAAGGUCUACGGAGUGGGUAACGAUGCGAUACUUGGCAAUCACCAUGGCCAUGCACACCUUCACCACCACUUCCAUCGGGGCGGGAAUAACAAUCCGACACCGAUUGAAAUCAGCGUUGGGGCAACCUCUACUCGAAUAGAAUAUAGCGGGACUCCGGUAGCUGUGAAUGAUUCCGCCGAACUAGUCUCGCAAGCUCUAGGAAAACUGGCAGUGAUCAACAAAGAGCGUUACGAAAACAUCACUUACAACAGAUAUGAGUUUGCGGACGCACACCAGAUUGUUGGCCAAAAGAUCAAUGCUCCACCGUUGAAUUAUGGUUCAAAUGUCACACAGAGCUUACCAAAUAUUUCUAGCCACGAGAAGAGAGACGACCAUGAGGGAAACUCUACCCGCAGAUUGGUGUACAGUAUCUCUCCAGAACUAGCCCAGGCAGCUAGAAUUCUAGCUGAAUCUCAACCUCCUACUCCAUCGACUGGAGAAGAGGCAGAUUUGGCAAUGAACGUGAGGAUGAAAUACUUUGCAGAAUCAAAUGACACCAACACUCCUCAACAAGCCCAUCGGCAUUCAGAUGGUCUUUCGGAAUAUGCUGUGACUUGGGCAGAUGAAAUGCCACUUGCAAAUCGGACUACCGUUGAAAACGACGGGAAACUGUUGAAAAGAGCUUCAUCGUCCGACUAUUGGAUGGCAAACUUGGAGCAGCGAGGUGCCAGUCCAUACGCACCCACUGGGUACAAGGUCUUCAGAAAUGUUAAAGACUACGGUGCGAAGGGCGAUGGUGUGACGGAUGAUACAGCCGCCAUCAACACAGCAAUCGCCGAUGGCAAUCGAUGUGGUGCUGACUGCAGCUCUAGCACGGUUUAUCCCGCUGUGGUGUUUUUCCCACGUGGAUCUUAUCUUGUUAGCAGUCCUAUCAUCCAAUACUACAACACUCAGUUCCUCGGAGAUCCGGGCGACUAUCCUACAAUUCUCGCAGCUGCAAGCUUUGUUGGACUAGGUGUCAUCACGUCGGAUGUUUACGUUGGUGAUCAAGAUGAAUGGUACAUCAACACGAAUAAUUUCCUUCGCAGUGUGCGAAAUUUCAAAAUGGAUAUAACAAGGACUGACCCUAAUGCCUACGUCUGCGCCAUCCAUUGGCAGGUUGCACAAGGCACAUCCCUAGAAAAUAUUGACUUUUACAUGUCUCGAGCAGCUGGUAACACCCAACAAGGUAUCUACAUGGAGAAUGGGAGUGGUGGUUUUAUGGCUAAUCUGACUUUCGUCGGGGGAAAUUUUGGUGCAUACUUGGGAAACCAACAGUUCACCACGAGUCAGUUGGUAUUUGUUCAAUGCAAAACUGCCAUGCAGGUCCACUGGGACUGGGCGUGGACGAUGCAAGACGUUGUCAUUGAAAGCUGUGGAACGGGUAUCCUCCUUACCGGUGGGGCCGGUGGCUCUUUUAGCACUGGACAAGGGGUCGGGUCCUUAAUUCUGGUGGAUGCAAUAAUUGCCAACACACCGACUGGAAUAAUGACUUCCCUAUACGGGCAAAACUCCACAGAAUUCCUUCUCCAGAACGUUGGUUUCUUCAACGUUCAGAAGGCAAUAAUCGCCGAGAGAUUUUCAGAUCCAAUUCUUGCUGGUGGAAACGAAGUUCUGAUUGAUGCUUGGGGAUUUGGCCUUUAUGGUAAUGCCAGUGGAGUCUUUUUCGCCCAGGAGAAUGAUCUUCCGGUUAUGAAGCGCCCGGAAGCUCUGGUUGGUAGCAACAAAUAUGUGAAACCGAAUUUGUUCACGCGUCGCCGACCUCAAUACUAUGAUCUCGGUGGAAGCCAAGUCAUUGAUGUAAAGGCAUAUGGUGCCAAGGGUGACGGGGUCACAGAUGACACGGAUGCAUUGAACAGUGUUCUCUCUACUGCCGCUAAUCUCUCGUCGAUAGUCUUUAUCCCUUACGGUGUGUAUAUUAUCAAAGACACACUAAAGGUCCCAGAAGGAUCCCGGAUCAUGGGUCAGGCGUGGUCGCAGAUUAUGGCCACUGGGGCAAAGUUCGAAGAUAUUGAGAAGCCCCAUGUAGCCGUCAAAAUCGGCGACCAUGGAGAUGAGGGAAUCGUCGAAAUCCAAGAACUAUUAUUUACUGUCUCAGGACCCACGGCCGGUGCCAUUCUUGUGGAAUGGAACAUACACGAGUCGACUCAAGGUUCAGCGGGCUUAUGGGAUUCCCAUUUCCGUGUCGGUGGAGCAAAGGGCUCCAUGCUCCAAGCUAAGGAUUGUCCUAAAAGGGCCUCGACGCUGAACAAGAAUUGUAUCGCGGCUUCAAUGUUAAUGCAUAUCACUCAAGGUGCAUCUGCAUACAUAUGGCGAGACUCAUGGUACCGCGAGCCAACCGAUAUCGUGGGCCAGCGCAAUUUCACGGGCUAUUAUCUUUAUAGCAAAUCACGGAAUAAUGCUCUGCUCAACAGACUGUCUAACACAUGCCAAACGGCAAUGACAAGAUUGAUCAAUUGCCCCGAUGAGACCUACGCAUUUCUCGGGCGAGGCUGGCCACAGUCGUAUACAAACAAGACUAUCGCCAGUAUGGUCUGCAGCCGUGGAUGUAAAGAUUCGAUCCAAUCGUGGUAUGAAGAGGUUACCACCCACUGCAAAGAAUUCGAUACCAAGGAGGAUGUGAUGAACUUUCGCGGCGGUAUUCUUUGGGCUGGAUGGAACCAGACAUGUCUCCAGAGCCCCCAGGGGGGCGAAUAUUGCAGCGAUGUAAUCGCGGGAUUCUCACCUGUCAAACAUGCGGAGGAAAUGCUUGACUCGGAGUUGUGUUCCUACUGCUAUACAACCGUUCUGCAAAUGGCUCAACAAUCUCCAUAUUCCUUUUAUGACCAGAGCUAUCAGAGGCUAUUGAAUCUGACCCAGGAGAGGUGUGGUUUGACCGGGGCAACAGAUAUCGCAAAACCUGUUGAAGACCGUAGCGAUGACCCCAACGACUUUUGCGCCUCUGACAUCGUUUACACUACUAUCCAGGGGGAUACAUGUGACUCCAUUGCUGUUACGCACACUAUUUCCUCCGCCGCGCUUUUCAUCGGCAGUCCAGAGAUCAUCGAUUGCACCGAUAUCAGACCCGGGCUGUCUAUAUGUCUACCAUUUUCGUGUGACAAUGUCUAUACCUACCCUGCGAAUGCCACAUGUGCGACAAUUGAGGAUAGCUUUGGCAUGGAUAGUGGGGUGAUCCGUCGAUUAAAUCCUUGGAUUGAUGGCGGCUGCACCAAUCUUCAAGAAUGGAGUGUGAACUACGGGCAUGUUCUUUGCGUGUCGCCACAGGCCGGUACCCACACGCACAUGGCGCCCCCACCGGGUGUUACAUCACUACCAGGCUCAGAUACUGGGUUUACAGAUCAGGAUAUUGCCCCACCUGCUAAUAGCACAGUGGCUAAUGGGACAACAAUGAGUUGUGGGCGUUGGCACGUUGCCCGCGAUCAGGACACCUGCACAGCAAUCUGUGUACAGGGUGGCAUUGAAUUUUCCUUAUUUCUGGCUGUGAAUCCAUCACUAUCAGCCGAUUCUUGCACGACAGAAUUGCAGAUGGGAGCCGCAUACUGCACUGGGCCAACCCAAGGCUGGGGCCUCGUUCGUCCGAACUCAACCACCCCUAGGUCAUCCGUGGUAGCUACAAACACUGCGUUAGAUCUUGGAAUCUAG
Molecule: messenger RNA, 3777 nt
Organism: Penicillium expansum
Lineage: Eukaryota; Fungi; Ascomycota; Eurotiomycetes; Eurotiales; Aspergillaceae
Product: glycoside hydrolase family 55 protein
Exons: 13
Coding region: 1-3777 (1258 amino acids)
Source: RefSeq, a predicted model, not a curated record